This is a messenger RNA of Paraglomus occultum, 654 nucleotides long. NCBI's taxonomy places the organism in Eukaryota, Fungi, Glomeromycota, Glomeromycetes, Paraglomerales, Paraglomeraceae. The record is from the annotation of a GenBank genome assembly.
AUGAAACUCUUUAUUAUUUUUUGUCUUCUACUACCACUUGUAUUCGGCGGAGAUCCUAGAAAAUGUUCCGGAUUUCCGGCAACUCGUGAAGGUCUCAUAGAGGCGGCAUUCAACGUAGUGAAUAGCCGAAAAAUCAUCAAUUACACUCAAGGCCCACGACGCUGGUCUGGAAUUGCGAAUGGAAUAUGUCCCUCAGAUGACGUACCGCCUUAUGCCGAUUGCAGUUCCUUUGUUACUUGGUUAUAUUGGAGCCUCUUUGGAUCUUAUCCUGAUUAUCUUAACAGAGCGCGCUGGACGGGUGGUUAUACUGGAACAUUGGCCGAUAACGGAAUGCCAGUCUCUUUGAAUGAUGCACAGCCGGGGGACGUUGUUCUAUAUCGAACCGGAAACCGUCCAUAUAGUCACGCGGCUCUUUACGUUGGUGAAAACCGAGUUAUCAGCUAUGGCUCUACCGGUCCGGCGAAACUUCUUAACGUUGGCUUCUUCCCUAAUAAGAGUUACGAUUUGAGAACUUAUCCUGACUUUUUUGCGGUCGGAACACCAUGCAAUGGUGUACAAGGUACUUGCAUUGACACGGACACGACUACUUGUUCCAAACCUUUAAUAGCGGGCAAAUGCAGAGGACCAAACUUUGUCAAAUGUUGUCCGGAAUAA